Molecule: messenger RNA, 1395 nt
Organism: Myotis myotis
Lineage: Eukaryota; Metazoa; Chordata; Mammalia; Chiroptera; Vespertilionidae
Gene: KRR1
Product: KRR1 small subunit processome component homolog
Exons: 11
Coding region: 62-1207 (381 amino acids)
Cellular component (GO): small-subunit processome; nucleolus
Molecular function (GO): RNA binding
Source: RefSeq, a predicted model, not a curated record
AUCUUAGCCGGAAGGAUUAAAGAACCGUUCCACUUCCGGAAGUAACGGGAGCGUUUCGAACAUGGCGACCUCCCAAGCGAACGGGCUAGCCCCGGCGGCUGGGAAGAGUGAAUUUCGUAACCAGAAGCAGAAGCAGGAGAACCGAGAUGAAUCAGAACUCCUCACUGUUCCUGAUGGUUGGAAGGAACCAGCUUUUUCCAAAGAGGACAAUCCCAGAGGACUCCUGGAGGAAAGCAGUUUUGCAACUUUGUUCCCAAAAUAUAGAGAAGCUUACUUGAAAGAGUGCUGGCCGUUGGUUCAAAAAGCCUUGAAUGAACAUCAUGUUAAUGCAACCCUGGACCUGAUCGAGGGCAGCAUGACUGUUUGUACAACAAAGAAGACUUUUGAUCCAUACAUCAUCAUUAGGGCCAGAGACCUAAUAAAACUACUAGCAAGAAGUGUUUCAUUUGAACAGGCAGUACGAAUUCUUCAGGACGAUAUUGCAUGCGACAUCAUUAAAAUAGGUUCUUUAGUAAGAAAUAAAGAAAGAUUUGUAAAAAGAAGACAACGGCUUAUUGGUCCCAAAGGAUCUACAUUAAAGGCAUUGGAACUCUUAACAAACUGUUACAUUAUGGUUCAGGGAAACACGGUUUCAGCCAUUGGACCUUUUAGUGGCUUAAAAGAGGUUCGAAAAGUAGUCCUAGAUACUAUGAAGAAUAUUCAUCCAAUUUAUAAUAUUAAAACCUUAAUGAUUAAACGAGAGUUGGCAAAAGAUUCUGAAUUAAGAUCACAAAGUUGGGAAAGAUUUUUGCCACAGUUCAAGCACAAAAAUGUGAAUAAACGCAAGGAACCAAAGAAAAAAACUGUUAAGAAAGAGUAUACACCAUUCCCACCACCACAACCAGAAAGUCAGAUUGAUAAAGAAUUGGCUAGUGGUGAAUACUUUCUGAAGGCAAGUCAAAAGAAGCGACAGAAAAUGGAAGCAAUAAAGGCUAAACAAGCAGAAGCUCUCAGUAAGAGACAAGAGGAAAGAAACAAAGCUUUCAUUCCACCUAAAGAAAAGCCAGUUUUGAAACCUAAGGAAGCUUCUACUGAAACUAAAAUUGACGUGGCUGCCAUCAAGGAAAAGGUUAAGAAAGCAAAGAAUAAGAAACUGGGAGCUCUCACAGCUGAAGAAGUUAAGCUUAAAAUGGAAGUAGAUGAAAAGAAAAAGAAGAAAAAAAAGUAAAAUCAUCUUGUGUACCAUCCAGUAUGCCAAGCACAUUUUGCAAAACUGUCUUGAAAUGGCCCCCAUCAGUAUUUAUUGAGCCUACCAACAGUAUCUAGAAGACCACAAAGGAAUUUUUUCCUCCAGUAUUUGCCAUGAUUUGUUCAUAAAUAGAAUCUGUUGAAUAAAAUCUUUCCUUUUAACCUUUA